CGGAGUGGAGUCAGUUUUUCACUUGCUCCCAACCGGUACGGUCGCAUCUGUCUCAGAGUUGAAAACUUUACUGCUGAAUGUUGUUAUUACCGGAUGGACCACUUUUUUUCUUCCGAUACAAGAAAAAGGUGUUGCCUAGUGGUUCCUUUUUAACGCCCGAUUGUAUGCCGUGUAGAUUGUCGUAAACCGAGGUUAAAUUUCUCGAUACGGGCCGGUUCACAUGGACGGUACGAAAGGGUCUAAUCUUCGGCUCGGGUCUACUUUGCAUCUACGCACCGUGAGAUGAAACUGCGAUGAUAGUGUAAAAUUAUCGAUUCGCAAUGGUACCAAUCGUGGUUCUUUUUCGUGCCAAAUAAGCGUCACCCUGCUGCUGUGUUAUUCGAGAGAUCUAACAGUAAGCCAAAACAAGAAAGUAGUCUUCUAGCAAAUUGUAUAAAUUACAUAAUCUUCUUCUUGACGGUGCGACAGAUGAGAUAGUGUAGAGUGGAUUGCUUUGAUAAUCCGUCGGUUGCAUAAAUUGGAUUACCCGAUGGAUCCUUUGGUGAUGAACGCGAACAGGAGCUAGAGUGGGACGGAACGACAGUGUUUUGCUCCCGUGACAAAAUUUAUGGCAUGCUACAUAGUCUGGGAGAAGAGAAAGUCUCACACACGUGUAUUACUCGAUGUGUGAUAAGUGAAUCAUUGUCGAAGAUAUGCGUCAAGUGGAUUAUAAAUUGGAUCAUUGGAGUCAAUUUAACGUGUAAAAAUAUGUGCAAGUUUCAUGUCAGUGACGUGACGGGAUCCGAACCAAAGACAAGGUUCACAUCGAAUGACACCGGAAAAAUUCCAUUAGAACGAUCCACUUAAGACAAAAAAAAAACACACAUCCAAAGUCAGUGGAACAAACAGCUCAGCUGACGGUUUGCUUCGUCGAUAGUUUGGCGAAGGUCUUAUGGAAGUGAGUUUCCGUCAGUCAGCCUGGGAAUGAGUGAUUGAUGGAUCGAUGAUCCAUCUAGUAGGUGCCGAAAAGUGGAUUGGCCCGUGCACUGAGUGAAGUAUCAAUGCAGUAUGGGGAAUGGGGCGCUCUCGGUAGACAAUGUGCAAAAUCCCGUUCGAGUAGGAAAAUGAAUCGAAGUAGUCGCUGAAGCGCAAUGUGGAAAGAUUGAUGAUACAGAUCUAUACUAUUUUAUCGUAAGUCCGGUUUCUUCUCGGAAAAGAGGAAAAAAAUGUGUGGUGAAAAGCAUUAACGAUGAUAAUGAUGUCCCUUCGCUGGUGGUGCGCGUAGAAUAAAUGCCUGGGGUGACAACAGGGAAUAAGAGAAAGCAGAAUAAUAAUACGAUUAUAAAUUAAAGCUGCCAGCAGCUGUUUGUGUCAAGUGGGCAAAGGGCGCGUGCAAAGGAAUCUGACAGUUCUGGUGUUGUUAUUGCUGUGGUGUUGUGUCUGGUGAUUCCGGACGGAUGGUGCGUAGCGGCGAUGACGGAGCAAGUGUUCUGGAGAUGUUUCGAAUGAACGUUCGGCACCAACGCAGCAACUUCCGUGGAUCGAAGGUCAACAACUGAAAAUAAAAAUCCCAAUAAGUUGUCGUACCUCACGGCGUACGAGUGGUGACCGGCGCAAACCGAUUCGUUCCUACAAUAAGCAAAAAUUGGUUUCGGUAAGAUGUCUCACUUUCGGCCUGCAGCGAUUCAAAGGAUAAGCAUCAGAACGACAUGAUGCAUCGUUGGUGGCCGAAACUAGGGCAAACACAGCCCUACUACAAGUACCUAUGGCGCUGUUGGCUUCUGGUCGCUUUAGUUUUUCUACACCAGAUCUGCUAUGGACGGAUGGAGGAAAUACUUCGUCUACGGUCCAGCGAAACGGGUGCUGGAGGUGGAGGAGGAGGAGGAGGAGGAGAAGGUUACCGACAGCCUUUGCAACAGCUGGAAGAACAAGAAUUUAACUCGGCCUCGUCAAACGAGAUCGAGUGUCCGAGUUUCGCCGAGAACUCGGUUUGCCCUUGUUACAAAUUCGAGGACGGACUAUUCCUCGAGUGCCCCAGCAUCACGGUGGAAGCUUUACGAUCUACGUUGCAGCUCAUUUCGGCUCCCAUCCAGUCGCUGUCCGUGUACGAGUUCGACCGCUCGGUAAAGACGCUUACGGCAGAUCUGUUUAGUCCGACAUCAUCACACUUUGGCGCCUCGUCUGGUGCCGGUGCCAGUUCAAGUGGCAGUGCAAGUGAUGUCAACAUACGACAUCUUCAAUUCUCCCACUCUAACCUGCAGCAACUGAAGGAGCAAAGUUUGCAUAAUUUACGGACACAUCUAGAGAGCUUAAGUAUUGUAAAUGGAAAGCUGACACAAGUCCCCACGAAAGCCCUCGCCGGCAUGAAGAAGCUGAUGGUGCUGGACUUUGAGCUGAACGAAAUCAGCACACUGGAGGAGUACGCCUUCUACGGUUUGCACCUGGUCAAGCUGAACCUGAAGGGAAACCGACUGGAGCGGAUUCCGGAGAAUGGCCUGCUUGGACUGGAAGACUCACUGGCGGAGAUCGAUUUUUCCGAAAACCGCUUGAAACAAUUCCCGACGGCUGCCCUGAAGAGACUGGAAAAUCUGCGCUCGGUGCGUCUGUCGAUGAACGAGAUCAACUCGCUGGAACAGGACGACAGUUAUGCCCGGUUCGGUUCGUUAGUGUUUCUGGACUUGAGUUUGAAUAAUUUCGCCGAACUGUACAGUGAUGUGUUCAAUCCGUUUCCGUUCCUGAAGACACUGUCACUGUAUAAUAAUUUUAUUGAACUAGUACAUAGGGACAGCUUUGUGUCGUUGAAGGAGCUUCAAUCGUUAGAUUUGAGCCACAACAAGAUCGUGUUCGUGGAUGCGGAGGUUUUUGCGGCCAACAGAAAACUGCACACGGUGGACCUGAGCCACAAUCAUAUUCACUACGUUAGUGGGGUGUUUGCCAAUCUUCCACUGUUGAGGGAGAUCUUCCUGAGUGAGAACAAUAUUCUAGAGCUGACGGUUGAUUGCUUUAAUAAUUCGGCUAGUGUUAAGGUAAUUUAUUUAGAGAACAAUUCGAUCCAGCGGAUAGACGCGGACACGCUAUCGACUUUAUUCAAUCUGGAACAGCUGUAUCUGAGUGGGAAUCACAUUCAGCGCGUACCGGCCGGGUUCUUCGAAACUACUAGUAAGCUACACUCGCUAAGCUUAGAUAAUAAUAUGAUAAGUGAAUUAGACGUAAGACUGUUGCGAUGGUUACCGAAUCUGCGGGAAAUCCGGUUGAACGAUAAUCAGAUUAAACUGAUUAAGGAGCAGCUGUUUUCCGGACUGGAAAAUUUAAUGGAACUUCAUUUGCAGAACAAUGCGAUCAGAGUGAUUGAGAGAUACGCGUUCAUGCACUGUCAGCAGCUCCAGUAUAUCAAUUUGCAGGAGAAUGUGCUGGAUGAGAUCGACACUAUUUUUGCCUAUUCGACGGAUGCAACAACGCCCAACCAUCUCCAGCAGCCCCUGACGGCACGGGGAAAGCUUAUUACAACGAAAACCGGUCCUCCCAGUAACGAUCCGUCUUCGUUCGGAAAUUUAGGUUUAACGCCGGAGUCAUCCUCGUCGUCAUCGUCGUCCUUACUCACGAUCCAAUUAAAUUCCAAUUCAAUCAAGUAUCUCCACGAGCACUCGUUCCAAGGUCAAACCAGCGUGCAGACGAUUUGGUUGGAAAAUAACUUACUAAAAAGUAUCGAUAAAAUGUUAUUCUCCGAUUUGGUACACCUGGAACGGCUUUAUUUACGAAAUAAUUCACUGGCAACCAUCGAGCCGGGUGCAUUUGAUUCUCUUCGGAUGUUGAAAUAUUUGGAUCUCAGUACGAAUCGGCUAACCAGCUUGAACGAAGCACUGUUCCGCCGAACACUGGAACUGGAUGAACUCUACCUAGGUGACAAUCAUCUCGAGAAGUUAAGUACAAAUGAUUUUGCUGCUCUACAAAAGCUUCGAGUAUUGGAUUUAAACCAAAAUCAGCUGGGAAUGUUGCAGCCGAACGUUUUCCCAGCAAACUUCUCGGUCAGUGUAUUGAACCUAAAAGCUUGCGGACUAACUCGAAUCAAACCGAAUGCGUUUCUGGGAUUGAACAAUUUGAACGAAUUAAACUUGGAAGAGAAUAAUUUAAAAUCGGAAGAUGUGAAACAGAUUGAUGUAAGUUCCCUGAGAAUUUUGAAACUGUCGGCAAACAAUUUCACUGUGAUAAGAGAAAAUAUGUUGGAACGACUUCCAUCCCUGCAAACACUGGCCCUGGAUCGGUGUUCGAUUCGUGACCUACCGUUUACGUUGUUUAAUAAGAAUAACAACCUGGUGAAACUGGACCUCAGCCACAAUCAGCUGCGAACAUUGCGGAGAAACAUUUUCAAUAAUUUGAACGUGUUCAAGGAACUGCGGUUGCAUCAUAACGCCAUCAAUGAUUUCCCGCACAUAGCUCUAUUCAACGUUUCCACGCUGGAGUUACUAUCGCUGUCGAAAAAUCUACUGACCAACGUAGAUUUCUUCAAACUAAACGGUCUUCCGAACCUCCGACAGUUGGAUCUACGAGACAACAGUAUUUCCUCGCUGUCCGGCUUCAACACCGUCACGUUACCUCAUCUGGAUAUGAUAGAUCUUAGUGGAAAUCUUCUGCUAGCAUUGCCGGAGAACUUCUUCAAACAUUCGAUCACCUUACAGCGAGUCGAUCUGUCCGGUAACCGGUUCAGUCAAAUUCCGAACGCUGCUCUGUCGGAGUCAUCACUGGCCCGGCUGGCAUGGUUGAAUCUUACCGGGAAUCCACUGCAACGGAUCCAUCAGACCAUGUCUUCCGAUUCCGACCAGCGGCGCUAUCCACACUUGAAGGAACUUCACAUCAGCCAAACGAAUCUUACGAUUCUGACCAGUAAAGACUUUGACAUUUAUCCGGCAUUACAGCGACUUUACCUGCUGCAGAACCGAAUCAACCGAGUGUCUCCGGGAGCGUUCGUAACUCUGGCGAACCUGCAAAUUCUGGAUCUCAGCGUUAACGAAAUCGAGAUCUUGCCGAAAGAACGUCUCCAGGGUCUCCGUUUGCUGGAGAUACUCAACAUUUCCACCAACAAUAUCAAAGAACUGGACGAAUUUACCGACGAUUUGCAAAAGCUGAAAAUUCUGGACGUCUCCGCCAAUCAGCUGGAACGGAUCCAGAAAAACACUUUGCGCCACUUGGUUGCCCUUCAGGAGCUGUAUUUGUACGGCAACCGGAUCAUCAGCGUUUCGUCCGAUGCCUUUCGAUCGCUACUGAACCUUCGGAGGUUGGAUUUGCGCAAAAACUACUUCGAGUACGUUCCGCUGAGGGCCCUGAAACCACUGGAGACGCAUCUCAAGCAGCUGCGGAUCGAAGAAAAUCCGCUGGCCUGCUCUUGUGACACUCAGGAGUUGUGGGAGUGGCUGAGUGAUCACCGCAAGUGGACCGUUGGCUACGAUAAUGUCAAGUGUGAGCAGCCCCCGGAAGUACACGGAAAAAACUUGCUGACGAUGGAACCACAAGAGUUUUGCGACAUUCCGCUUAUACUGAAAAUUGCAAUCCAGGACAUACAGCCGUAUUCGGUUCUGGUUUCCUGGCAGAGCAGGGAGCAUUCCGGUCUUCACGGGUAUCACGUGAUAUUCCAUUCACUGGACAUGGUGGAGGAUAUCCGUGGCAGAACACUUAAUCGCUUGGCCAAUUCGGCCAAGCUGGAUCGGUUGUCGUCGAACACUCGCUAUCUGAUUUGUGUCCUUGGACUGGGAAACUGGUUGGGGCAUCAGAGUGACAUCCACAGCCUGCUGAACCAAUCAAACCAAAUCCAGAAUCAGAUUCUCAACAACAACCACGGUUACAUGAGUGAGGACAUGGACGGCACCUCAUUCUCCAAUACGCUGCUUUCGUUGAUGAUGGAUACUCCGACUUCGCGGUGCACGGAGGUACGUACUUUGGACGCGAUCGGACCCAAUCCACUGGCGGAGGUCGACGGAAUGUCCAGUCAAGGAAUCAUACAUUCAAUUUUGACCCGACGACUUGGACUGAUUGUGGGUUGUUGUUUGGGGAUCAUCGUUUUUAUAGUGCUAAUAUCGGUGUUGGGUUAUCUCAAGAUCAAGAAACAACGAGUGGAGGCCGCUAAACGGCAACAGCAACAGCAACAACCAAUGGCACCCGAGUUUAUUUCGUAUCGACAUUUUUCCAUUCCAAACGACGAACACGGUCGCGACGGAGUUGUUGCAGGAGGUGGAACUAACACUUUCCUGCAUGGUAAUCUGCAGCAGCAGCAGCAACUCCAACAUCAGACGGUUGAUGGUCAUCCCAGCUUCAUAUCCGGAGCUGUACUCGGAACAACUACAACUCUGAAUGGCGUCGGCGGGGUCGGUGAGGAUCGAAAGCACACAUUCGACAGUUGAAAGUGCUAAAGUUCGGAUGGGGUUUUGUCAAUUAGUUUUGUGUGUUUGGGAGUUUGCUGUUUCCGAGCUUGGCCAGUUCCUCCUAUUUCUAGUCACGUGAGAAUUUUUCAAAAAAAAAAGAGGGAUAAAAGUGGGAAAAUCGAAACAACGAGCAAAAUCACAUUCAAGUAACACAAAUCAAAGUAGACAUUAUUAAUAUUUAGCAGCGAAAUCAAAAGUGUUAAUAAGCAACCAAUCAUCAUAAAUCAAAAGAAAAGGAAAAAUCAAAGCAGGCGGGAAAGUUACGGACGGCACUUCCGUACUGUGUAAAUAUACAAACAGCAGGCUGGUGGGGAAAACUUUACGCUCCGAUGCGUCUCUCUCCCGAGUGAGUGAGUGAGACAGUGAGAGCCAGGCAGGGGGGUGGGGGGGUUUACGGUCAGUGAAUAAGAAUAGGUUCUACCGAAAAGAAGAAGCCGAAAGUGUUUUGAUUAAAAACGCCGACCCAGCGUGUAAAUAGAGUGAGUGAAUUUGCCGAAGGAAAAAGCAGCAAAUCUAAUAAACUCCAUGACGGGAAAGGGAAAGGGGGAUGGGUUGUUGCAACAGGUGGGGAAGGGGGCGACCGUCAACGAAUGGAAUGAUUUAUUUUGGCAGGCGAAAAUAAAUAGAUGGGAAACUUUGAUGGGAAAACAAAUAACCGGCGGUAGGUAAAUAAAUUUUAAAUUGCGAUCGCGUGCUCGCUCGACUACAGGAGGAGCAACAGAUAAUAAAGUCGAGUUUUCCGAACUGGGAACCGGGGUACCGAUAUGAGGGCAGCCGGUCGGGGUCACAGUUGGGAUUACUUUUAAUGUUUGAUUGUAUUUCAGAGGUGACAUCUGCUGAAUAGUUCAUAUUUUUAAUAGAUUUUAAUUCUGAUUGAAACCGAAAAAAGAAAGUAAACCUGAGGAUGCCAUGCACAACAUAAGCAGUGUUGCCAUAUUCACAUUUUUUUUUUCAUUCCUAGACACAGUUUUUUCUUUACCUUCGCAUCACUGGUUUUUUUAUAAUAAAUCACCGAAUUUUUCUUAGAUCAAUUAGAAAGUUUUAGGAUUUUUGUAAUUGGACCAAAUAAUUUCAUCCAAAGCGAAAAAAAAAAAAAUUUAUGGCAACUAGAAAACGUUACAACUUUCAUGAUAAACUAGCAGAAAGAAGAUAAAUAUCGCAUCGUUAGAACUUACCCAGUGCUGGUGUGCAAUGCACCUUUACACUUUGCCAGCCAAUCAAGCAACGUUGAUUAUUCAAUUUUAGUUUUUGUUUCCUUCUCGCGAGUCUCAAAAGAAGAUGAAACACAGAGCAGUUUGGUGGAGGGCUUCGAGAGGUGUGAAUUUUCGGUUUUGCUAGAUCUACUACUAUAACGAAUUCGUUGUGCGAUGAAUGGGAGAUUAUUAGGAGCAUAAUUCUGUAAAUAUUUGUUGAAGUUGUUUUCUACCGUACCUUUAUAGAUGAUGAUUGAGUUCAUUACGAGUGUUGUUUCCGAGUCUUUCGACGCGAGUCGGGUUCCUUUCGACCUCAGUCUAAUUCAAUGUAAAGCAUGGCUUACUGUGGGAAAUGAACAAGUAUAUAGUUUGUAUAUUAAGGUGAGAAAAUGAGGCACGUCAGUGGAAAACAGCAACUGAAACGUAGUAGGCGAAUUAUGAAAAUCAUUUUUUUUAACCUGGAAGAGUAAAUUUUAGAAAUUUUGAUGAAUAACUUCACCGAUUAAACCAAAACAAACAAAAAAAAACCUAGCAUCUCUAGAAUGGGAAGAGGGUUGACUUGUGAAUACAUUACUGCUGAACAGUACGUACUAAAGAAGAACGGAAUUAAUAAAUAAUAAUCAAUUAUAA
Malaya genurostris is the source of this 8215-nucleotide messenger RNA. RefSeq names its product protein artichoke. The transcript has 6 exons. The coding region runs from base 1689 to 6371 and encodes 1560 amino acids. Lineage: Eukaryota; Metazoa; Arthropoda; Insecta; Diptera; Culicidae. The record is from RefSeq and is a predicted model, not a curated record. Gene Ontology annotation, molecular function: protein binding.